CAACACUCGCAACCUAUUCACAACAAAGCAAGCGUAAAACAGUUAUUGCGAUUAUUUACGAGUUUGUAAAAACGACACGAAACGAAACGGGAAAGAAAAUUCCAGUUGUUUAAGAGAAUGACGCGUGUGUUAAAAUCGAUAAUCGCCUUUGUGCGCCUCCACCUGGAAAGUGUCCUGCUCGACGGGAUCCUGGGGUACAUCAUGCGGCGCUUCCUGCGCUCGGCCAUGAUUGUCUUCAGCUGGUUUGUGGUGCCCUACAGCCGCUACACCAACAUCAAGGUGAUGCGGCGCAAGCUGCCCCCCAUACGCAGCCAUCUGCUGGAGAUACCUGCCGUCGACCUGGCCAAGCUGAUUCGCAACAGAAAGAUUAAAAGCGAAGAAGUGGUUGAGGCCUACAUCGAACGCUGUCGACAGGUAAAUCCGCUGAUCAAUGCGAUUGUGCAGGAUCGCUUCGAGGAGGCGCUGGAGGAGGCGCGCGAGAUAGACAAUGUGAUUGCCAUGGGCAUCAAUAGCGUCGAGUCCAUGGAGGAGCACACACCGCUGCUGGGCAUACCGGUGACGGUGAAGGAGAGCAUUGCCGUCAAGGGUUUGACCAAUCAGGCGGGUCGUGUCUUUAAGACGCCGCAAAUAGCCAAGUCGGAUGCGCCCGUCGUGGAGCAGAUCAAACGCUGCGGCGGCAUCAUAUUGCUGGUGUCGAACACACCGGAGCUGUGCCUGCUCUGGGAGACGUACAACAAUGUGACGGGCCAGACAAAGAAUCCGUACGACUUGAAGCGCACACCGGGCGGCUCCUCGGGCGGCGAGGCGGCGCUGCUGGCGAGCGGCGCCUCGCUGCUGGGCCUCACCUCGGACAUUGGCGGCUCGUCGCGUUUGCCGGCCAUGUUCAGUGGCAUUUGGGGUCACAAGCCCACGCCGUACGCGGUCUCGUUUCGCGGCCAUCAUCCGACCAGCGAUUUUCCCAAAUGGGGCGACUUCUUUACCAUUGCGCCCAUGACACGCUAUGCCAAGGACUUGCCGCUGCUGCUCAAGUGCAUGAGUGAUCCGACUGGGCCGAAAUUGACGCUGGACAAGGAGAUCAGUGCGAAUGGCAUACGUUUCUUUUUCAUGGACAACGACGGGCCCUCGGGCAUGAUGCGUCCGCUCAGCCGGGAUCUGCAUGCGGCCAUCAAUCGUGUGGCCAGCGACUUCAAUGCGAAGCGCGUCAAUAUACGCAAAAUGAAAUGGUCGCUGGACAUCUCGCUGUCGGCCAUGCUGACCAUGAAGAACAUCGAGACCAUUUACCACAAGACGGAGGAGGGCGAACAGCCAAAGACCGUGUGCAAGGAGACGGUCAAGUAUUUCUUCGGCUGCUCGGACAGCAUAUUGCCCUCGGUCAUCUUCGGUCACCUGCAGAAUUUCAUGAAGAUAAUACCCAAUUCGCGGCACAAGCAUCUGGCCAGCAUCAUCGAAGCGCUCAAGACUGAAUUCAAGGAGCUGCUCGGCACAGAUGGCGUUUUCCUCUAUCCCACAUUUCCCAAUACCGCCCACCAGCAUUAUCAGAUCUAUCACAAGCUGCUCGAGCCCAUGUAUAUGGCUAUAUUCAAUACGCUGGGCCUGCCCGUUACCAACUGUAUGAUUGGCCUGGAUCGACGCAAUCUGCCCAUGGGCAUACAGGUGGUCGCCAAUCCGGGCCAGGAUCAUCUCUGUCUGGCCGUGGCACGCGAAAUGGAGCGUCGUUAUGGCGGCUGGGUGCGUCCGCCCUCGGAGGAUAGCCACACUUACGCGCAGUCCAGUGGCAAGCGGGGCUGAGCCCGUCUUUCAUUUAGUGAAUUAUUUCAUUCGUCAUUCGUCAUGCACAUACAUAUUUUUGAUUCCAUCUAGUUAUCCCAUAGUUAACUAUGUGACAUUUUGUUGAAAUCCCAAAGAAAAUUAUAGAAAAUUUGGCGUACUUUUUACACUUUUCAUUUGGAGCUUUCUUUCCUUCAUUUAUAUUCUUUUCACACAUCACACAUUUAAGUUCACAUAUUAAAUUAUUGCUUUUGUAUUUGUCCAAAUUAUUGUUGUAUUUACUCUAAAUCAUAUUGUAUGUAUAUAUGUAUAUGUAUGUAUUAAUAUACAUAUAUUCUUGUAGAUCUUAA
Messenger RNA from Drosophila montana, 2117 nucleotides. RefSeq names its product fatty-acid amide hydrolase 2-A. The record is from RefSeq and is a predicted model, not a curated record. Gene Ontology annotation, cellular component: endomembrane system. NCBI's taxonomy places the organism in Eukaryota, Metazoa, Arthropoda, Insecta, Diptera, Drosophilidae. The transcript is spliced from 5 exons. Bases 118 to 1788 code for a protein of 556 amino acids.